AUGGUGCUCACCAUUUUUCUGAGCACAUUUUUGCUACAUUUCAUUGCUGCUGUGACUUCAGAACCGCAAUAUAUCCUAUGGAUCUCUUCUGUGAUCAAGAGCCAUUCUACAGAAAAAGCUUGUGUCCACCUUUUAAACCUUAAUGAAUCUGUAUCCUUGAGUGUUGUCUUAGAAUAUGACGGAGUCAAUGCCACUGUUUUUGACCAGUCUGUGGAGGACAACCAUUUCCAUGCUUGUGCAAAUUUCAAGGUCUCUCAGAAAUCCUCGGAACAAUUGGCUUUUGUGACAUUGCUGGCUAAGGGGAGUACUCUGGAAAUGUUUGAGAGGAGAUCUGUAGCCAUCACUUCAGAGGAGGCUGUCUCCUUUGUACAAACAGAUAAACCUAUCUAUAAGCCUGGAGAAAAUGGUGAGCCAAUAUUCUUGUUACCUUUAUACUAUACAAAAACCUUGCCCUUUGAGAAAGUGAGAGAUCCUCAAAGCAAUAGGAUUUUCCAAUGGCAAAAUGUAACUUCUCAAAAUAUUACCCAGCUUUCAUUCCAGCUGAUUUCAGAACCAAUAUUGGGAGAUUAUUCAAUUACUGUGGAACAAAACUCAGGAAAGACAGUGGUGCACCUAUUUACUGUUAAUAAAUCUGUUUUGCCCAAGUUUGAAAUUACAAUCAAUGCACCCAAAACAGUAAUUAUUUCAGAUGAUGAAUUCCAAGUGGCUGUAUGCGCUAAGUACACCUAUGGCCAACCUGUGCAAGGGAAAGUCCAAAUCCAGGUGUGCAGAAAAUUUUAUGCCUCUAUGGACUGCGAGAAAGACAAUGCCAUCUGUGAAGAGUUUAUUGCACAGUUGAUAAAAGGUUGUGCUUCUCAAAUUGUAAAUACGAAAGUCUUCCAACUCUACCGUUCUGGAUUUUUUAUGUCAUUUGAUAUCAAGGCAAUUGUUACAGAAAUUGGCACAGGUGUGCAGAUCAGUGAAAGCACCUCUGUUUCUGUCACUCAAUUGCUUGGGAGUGUGAGCUUUGAAAACAUAGACCCUUUCUAUAGAAGAGGAAUUACUUAUCUUGGAACUCUUAAAUUUUCUGGUCCAAAUGAUGUACCUAUGGUGAGCAAGUUAUUGCAAUUGGAGUUCAAUGACAAAUCAAUAGGAAAUUACACCACAGAUGAGAAUGGUGAAGCUCAGUUUUCUAUCGAUACAUCAGAUAUAUUUGAUCCAGAAUUCCGCCUGAAAGCAACAUACAUUCAACCUAAGAGCUGCUAUGGUUCCAGCUGGUUGAUGCCUGACUAUAGAGAAGCUUAUGCAUCUGUGUCACGCUUUUACUCCCGAACCAACAGCUUCCUGAAGAUUGUUCCAGAACGAACACCACUUAAGUGCAACCAACAGAAGACUGUUACUGUGCACUAUUCCCUAAACAAUGAAGCAUAUCCAAAAACUUCAAAUGUAAACUUCUUCUAUUUGGUGAGUCUCAGUAGGAACUUUGGGACAUCAUAUCAGUUGAUGACAUUUCUUUUUUACAUAGCCUGGAAUGGAAACUUCUCGUUCCCUAUCAGUGUCAGUGCUGAUCUGGCUCCUGUGGCCAUCGUGUUCGUCUACACCCUUCACCCCAGUGGAGAAAUUGUGGCCGACAGUGUCAGAUUCCAGGUUGAAAAAUGCUUUAAAAACAAGGUUAACAUAAAGUUCUCAAAGGAGAAGAGCCUGCCUGGAUCCGCUGUUAAUCUCCAUCUUCAGGCAGCCAAGGAUUCACUCUGUGCCUUGCGGGCUAUAGAUAAAAGUGUUCUUCUACUGAAGCCAGAACAACAGCUAUCAGCUGAUAGUGUAUAUAAUCUGCUUCCAUAUAUGGAACUCCAUGGUUAUUUUUAUCAAAAUCUCAACCUUGAAGAUGAGAAGCACAGCCCAUGCAUUCCUCAGAAGGAUAUGUUUUAUAAUGGUUUGUAUUAUGUGCCUGCAAGCAAUUAUGGGGAUGGAGACAUCUAUAAUAUUCUCAGGGAUAUGGGUCUGAAAGUCUUCACCAAUCUCCACUACCGGAAACCAGAAAUAUGUCCAGUGGAGACAAGGCUGCCAUGGAUCCAUAACUCAUAUCUUGGUUUAGGAGGAGGAGGAUAUGGCUAUAUGCCUAGUGGCAUUGCAUGUGGCAAGAACCUGGGGAUGAAUUAUGUGGAACAGGCUAUAACGGAAACCAUAAGAAGUAACUUCCAAGAAACCUGGAUAUGGAACCUUGUCAGAGUCAAUUCUUCAGGUUCAGCAAAUCUUUCAUUCCUCAUUCCUGAUACUAUAACCAAAUGGGAGACAGAUGGCUUCUGUGUGAAUGGUGAUGUUGGAUUUGGCAUUUCAUCCGCAGUUACUCUGGAAGUCUUUCAGAAUUUCUUUAUUGAAACUACUUUACCCUUUUCAAUGGUUCAAAAUGAACAAUCUGACUUGAUAGUCACUGCCUUCAACUAUCUGAAUACAUGUGCAGAGAUUUCUGUUUGGCUAGAAGUGUCUGAAUAUUAUGAGGCAAGUAGUAACACCCUGCCAAGCAAUGGUAAGGACAUUAUCCAAGAUGGAGAGAGGAAAACGUAUAUUUGGACUAUUAAACCUAAGAAACUGGGUAAAGUGAAUAUCACUGUAGUUGGUGAAGCCAAAUCAAGUAGUUCUUGCCCAAAUCAAUCAACUGAGCAGCAAAAUCUAAGAUGGAAAGACAUUGUGAUGAAAAGUUUAUUGGUAGAGCCUGAAGGUAUUGAGAAAGAACUGACUCAAAGUUUCCUAAUCUGUACAAAAGGUACCAAAGUCUCCAAACAGGUAGUUUUGGACUUACCUAAAAAUGUUGUACAAGGAUCUGCCAGGGCCUUUUUCACUGUUGUGGGAGAUAUUUUUGGACUUGCCAUACAGAAUCUGGAGAAUCUUGUCCAAACGUCCUAUGGAUGUGGAGAGCAGAAUAUUGCCUUACUAGCAUCUGACACCCAUGUCCUUGACUAUCUGAAAGCCACUGGACAGUUGACAGAGGAAGUCAAAUCUAAAGCUGUCUUUUUUUUAUCUAGUGGUUAUCAAAAGCAGUUGUCUUUCAAAAACUCUGAUGGCUCAUAUAAUGUGUUUUGUCAAAGCAAUCCACUAGGAAACAUAUGGCUCACUACCCUUACUUUUAAGACAUUUGAAGUAAUGAAGAAAUAUGUUUACAUUGAUGAAGAAGUUCAAAAACAAAGCUUGAUCUGGCUUUCAAGCAAACAGAAAAGUAAUGGCUGCUUUAAAAGUGAAGGCAAACUUUUCAGCAACGCCUGGGAGGGUGGAGAUGAAGAAGAUGUUUUACUCACUGCCUACAUUGUUGGAUCACUUCUUGAAGCUGGACUCAACUUCACUUUUCCUUUUCUAAGAAAUGGAUUGUUUUGCAUAGAGGAGACAUUGAAAACUGGUGUCACUAAUGGCUAUAACCAAGCAAUUCUAGCGUAUGCUUUUGCAUUAGCUGGAAAAGAGGAGCAAGUGGAAUCUUUACUCCAGAUCCUGGAUCAAUCUGCAACAAAAAUAAAUAAUAUGAUAUAUUGGGAGAAAGCAAGGAAGCCCAAGACAGAAGAACACCCCGUUUUCCUUCCCCGGACACCUUCUGCUGAGUCUGAGAAGACCUGCUAUGUGCUGUUAGCUGUCAUUUCCCAGAAAACUCCUGACCUCACCUACGCUAGUCAGAUAGUGCAGUGGCUUUCCAAGCAGAUGAAUUCCCACGGAGGUUUCUCCUCCACCCAGGACACUGCAGUCUGUCUUCUCGCCAUAACCCAUUACAUGAAGCUCACCUUCUCUAACGAUCAAAACACUGUAACCUUUAGAAUUGAAGAAUUCAGUGAGGAUUUCCAGGUUAACAGUGACAACCGCUUAUUGGUCCAACGUUCAGAACUGCCAAAAGCACAUGGACAUUACACAGUAGAUAUGGAAGGACAAGGUUGUUCAUUUGUCCAGGCCACCCUGAGGUAUAAUGUGCCUGCAUCUAAGAAGGCAUCUGGAUUUUCUCUUUCCUUGGAAAUAGUCAAGAAAAACUCUUCGGAUUCACUUCAGACUAAUUAUAACCUAACAGUGACUUUCAACUACACUGGAAUUCGCAAUGACUUCAAAAUGGUCCUUGUUGAUGUAAAAAUGCUAUCAGGGUUUACUCCAGUCAUGUCAUCUCUUGAGGAGCUGGAAAACAGUGGUCAAGUGAUGAAGACUGAAGUCCAGAAUGGUCAUGUUCUUUUCUUCUUGGAAAGUGUUUUUGGUAUAACAAAGAAUUUCACUCUCUCUGUUGAGCAGAGCAACCUUGUAUCCAACAUUCAGCCAGCCCCAGUCAUGGUCUAUGACUAUGAUGAAAAAGAUGAAUAUGCUAUUGCUUCUUAUAACAUUGCUAGCAUUUUGGUUUCCCAGUGA
This is a messenger RNA of Chrysochloris asiatica (Cape golden mole), 4347 nucleotides long. RefSeq names its product ovostatin homolog 2-like. The coding region runs from base 1 to 4347 and encodes 1448 amino acids. NCBI's taxonomy places the organism in Eukaryota, Metazoa, Chordata, Mammalia, Afrosoricida, Chrysochloridae. The transcript is spliced from 33 exons. Gene Ontology annotation, molecular function: endopeptidase inhibitor activity. Gene Ontology annotation, cellular component: extracellular region. The record is from RefSeq and is a predicted model, not a curated record.